AUGCGAAGUUGCACAGACCGACUGAGUGCGGCUCACGUGAAAUCAACUCCCAUAGCGCACAGGCGAUAUCUGGCGCUCAAUUUGGUUGUUGGUUUCGUCUUGAAAACUGCAAUACUCCGAGCCAAGAUGGAUGAACAUAGUACAAACGCCGGUUUCUUUGCCGCUUUGGACGGAGCCACCUUGCGUAUCCAAGUGACAGAUUCCAUCAAAGUGAUGAUGGCCUUUGACAGUAACUCACACUUGGCAAGUGCAGCAAUCGACUACACUUUGGCACAUUUAUCUAAUUCUUCGACGACUGAUGCCUGGGAGUUCGAGUCAAGCCUUGUCAUUUCUUGGCCAGGUCCACUGCUUCCACCGCCAAUAGAACUGGUUGCUGCACAGUCUAAUGGAGCUGAUUCCUCGAAUCCGUCGACAACUUGCAAACCAGGUUCCUGGUACCGUCGAAGAAAGAUGUAUCGAGAGGGUCCCAACAAACUUAUUCUUUAUCCGGAUGAUUUAAUCUUUGUGAAAACAGCCAGAGAGCCCCGACCGACAGCUCCACUCAUCAGCAGUGAAUAUCCAAUGGCCGUCCCGGGAUUUGAACCCCGGACAUCUGACACGCGAGGCGAGCGUGCGAACGUGUUCGCACUUGAGCGGCGUGAUUGGUGUGCCCAACUCAACGAACGACGACCCAGUAACUGUCCUGGUUGUGACGAUCGAUUGACCCGCCAGUCAGGACUUCCCACUCAACCUGAGAAGCGGAUAUAUUUUACUAUUACUGUCUCCUUUGUUCCCAUAUUCUAUUUAAAAACCCAAACACAGAGUAAUCCCGACUUGCGUUUUCCGACUUUGAGCACUGAGCUGAAGCCUAAUGCGAGCAUUCCUAGUCGAAAUGGACUCCAGGUGGAGGAUCCCAGCAAAUCUCUGGCAUCAGUGAUCAGUGGAGACGGAAUAAGUGACACAAAUGCUGCUCGGUACAACAACGGUCUUGUCUACGUAAAACGUCUCAACUUGGAGAAUGCAACUUUGAAAGGAAAAUUUUUGGACACGGUUCGGACACUUCGGGAGAUCCGUCAUGAAAACAUUAAUCAGAUGAUUGGCUGCUACAACGGUCUUGUCUACGUAAAACGUCUCAACUUGGAGAAUGCAACUUUGAAAGGAAAAUUUUUGGACACGGUUCGGACACUUCGGGAGAUCCGUCAUGAAAACAUUAAUCAGAUGAUUGGCUGCUACGUAGAUAUCAGCUCACUGUGCAUUGUCUUUGAACACUGUAGCAGAGGGAGCCUACUGGACGUUAUCAAAAAGGAGUCUAUCACGCUUGACUGGGAAUUCAAACUAUCUCUUAUUACUGACGUUGUGAAGGGAAUGCGAUUUCUUCAUGCCAGCCCAGCAAAAAAACACGGAUGGCUCAAGUCCAGCAACUGUUGCGUGGACGGUCGAUGGGUCGUCAAGAUAACAGAUUACGGUUUGCCUGAUAUGUAUGCCGUUUAUGGUGAGAGCAGGAAGAUUGAUGAUAAAGAACUACUUUGGACAGCUCCAGAACAUCUGCGCGAAUCCCCAUUGGUUUAUAUGGGAAGUCAAAAGGGAGACGUGUAUUCGUUUGCAAUUCUAAUGCAAGAGAUUAUUACCAGGAGUGCGCCGUACAGUAUGCUCGAAUUGGCACCAUCUGAGGUUCUAUCGAAACUUAGACGUCCCCCGCCGCUUUGUCGUCCGAAGGUUACGCAAUCCGAAGCGCCACCUGCAUACAUUGAGUUUAUGAAGCGUGCUUGGGCUGAGACUCCACUCAUGAGACCAUCCUUCGAAGAAAUACACCAACAACUCCGAGAGCUGAACAAAGGAAAGAAAAUCAAUAUCGUGGACCAUAUGUUCAAAAUCAUGGAAAAGUAUUCUGCUGACCUGGAGGAUCAGGUUCGAGAACGGACAGAAGAGUUGGAAACAGAAAAAAAGAAAACUGAACUGCUUAUUGCGCGAAUGCUACCCGCAGUUUGGAUUAUUGCCACUGAGCUUGUGGACGGACACAACAUUCUAUUUUCUCUCGUUCCACCCUACAGUGUUGUGGCUGAAAACCUCAUGUCCGGUAGACCUGUUGAGCCGGAGGCUUUUGACGAAGUCACUAUCUACUUCAGUGAUAUCGUUGGAUUCACGACUAUCUCAGCCAUGUCCACGCCUCUUCAAGUGGUUGACUUGUUGAAUGAUCUAUACACGAUGUUUGAUUCAACGAUUGACUACUACGAUGUGUAUAAGGUGGAAACCAUUGGAGACGCGUACAUGGUUGUGUCGGGACUCCCUACUCGUAAUGGCAGACUGCACGCUGGAGAAAUAGCCACCAUGGCAUUGGAUCUGCUCAGUCAGUGUGGGACGUUUGUAAUUCGUCACAUGCCAAAUAUGCCACUGCGACUGCGGAUCGGACUGCAUUCCGGUCCGUGCGUUGCCGGUGUUGUAGGUCUAACGAUGCCUCGCUAUUGCCUGUUUGGAGACACCGUUAACACAGCGUCGAGGAUGGAAUCCACCGGAGCAGCAUUUCGAAUCCAUGUGAGUCCUACAACAAAAGAAAUUCUGGACGACCUUGGUGGUUAUCAUUUGGAACUUCGAGGAAAGGUAACUCUGAAAGGCAAAGGUGAAGUCGACUCCUUUUGGUUGGUCGGAAAAGACGGCUUCAGCAAGCCACUUCCCAUCCCACCUGAGAUUCAUGAAUUGGCCUCAUUGAUAAAUCCGGAAGAACUAAAAGUUCUCGCUGGAACAACAUCAAAUAAUGAUGAUACAACCACACACAAAGGAUCAGCACCGGCGAACAUGUCACCUAACGAAGGCACCGAAAGGCGUUCGAGUGGGAUAUCGAUGAAUCUACCCGGAAUGGACGUUUCACGACUGAAUACAACACAUAGAUAUGCUGGCCAUACAAACUAA
Molecule: messenger RNA, 2886 nt
Organism: Opisthorchis viverrini
Lineage: Eukaryota; Metazoa; Platyhelminthes; Trematoda; Opisthorchiida; Opisthorchiidae
Exons: 18
Coding region: 1-2886 (961 amino acids)
Biological process (GO): receptor guanylyl cyclase signaling pathway; intracellular signal transduction; protein phosphorylation
Molecular function (GO): guanylate cyclase activity; ATP binding; peptide receptor activity
Source: RefSeq, a predicted model, not a curated record